AUGGAUUACAAAACUAUAAAUUAUGAAUAAGGUAAAAUUGAAUAUGGAAGUGAAGAAAUUUAUUUGUCAAUAAUCUCUAAGUUUAUAAAUAUGACAUUUAAAAAACAGAUACAAGAGUUGUAUUUAGCAAUAUAGUUGUUAGAUUAAAAAAGAAUGGAAAAGGCUUGUUUUGUUUUGAAAGGUAGUGUAGGGUAAAUAUUUUUAAUUAAAAUAGGAAGAUAGAUCUUAGCAUUUAAUUAUCUUUAAAAAACUAAUGCAUUAUAUGAGAUAGUAAAAAAACAAGAGCCAUAUAAUGAAAGAGAGAUUAUCAAUUUGUAUCAUAGAUAUUUUGACUUGAUAGAUGAAAGUGUAUUACUUGCUGUUGAACUAUCUACAGCAGCUAAACUAUUCAUAAAUAUUUCAGAAAUCAAAUCAUAUAGUAAAAAGAAUUAUUAAUGUAAAGGAGAUUCCAUUUGGCCUAAAUAUAUAGAGUUCAUUAGAAAAUACAUAUAGGAUAGCCUUAAGCCUUAGAAUAAUUCAUAAAAUUGUAAAUAAUGCAAAGAAUGUAUAAUUUUUUGA
Paramecium sonneborni is the source of this 558-nucleotide messenger RNA. Lineage: Eukaryota; Ciliophora; Oligohymenophorea; Peniculida; Parameciidae. The record is from the annotation of a GenBank genome assembly.